Molecule: messenger RNA, 2550 nt
Organism: Physella acuta
Lineage: Eukaryota; Metazoa; Mollusca; Gastropoda; Physidae
Product: headcase protein-like
Source: RefSeq, a predicted model, not a curated record
UGAGAACCGCGCUUACAUUUAACCAACGCAAGCCCGCGACGGACACACCUCCCAGAAUCAAAACACGCACUCCGUAGUGAGACCGGCUUCAACUUAGUAGUUCGAAGUUAUAGCUGUUACUGAGCGUUUAUACUGUUGUUUUAUGUAAGUCUAUUAUUUUCAAAAGACUGUUGUUUUACAACUACAUCGUUUAGUGUUACGAUGCCUAAUGUAAAGCACCAGAAAGGCCAUCGUAAUGGCCACGAAGAAGUACCAAACAUUGUUCCGAACGGAAAUGUGCAAGUAAACAACCAUCGUAUGGAACACCAAAAUAACAAUGAUGGUGAAAACGGUGCAGCAAGACUACAGAAUUGUUGUGUUCCAACUGGAUGUAAUGAUGAUCCAAUAGACCCAUCAGAUCCUUACGAUGCUGUUAGAGUAGUUUGCAACAAUGAUGCCUGCACUGUAGGAAACUGGAUGCACAAAAAUUGCUUCAUCGAGUGGGAAGAAUCUGUGCUUUCCUUUCUAAGAUCGUGCGGCCGUGCACGCAGUUGGAGUGAAAAGCAGAGAUUGCAAAAUUUAUGGACUAAAAAAGGCUAUGAUCUUGCUUACAAAGCAUGUGAUUGUAAGUGUGGCAGAGGGCAUUUACGCAAAGAUUUAGAUUACUUCCCAGCGCCCUUCAAUGAAAACGCCAAGAAAGUGAGAAAGAACAAAAAGAAAAACGACAAGCCCAUGCCAGUGGUGAGUACCAACCACAAAGCUGGUCAUAAUUCCAACCACCCGCCUCUUCUAACCCAUCCAGUGGAUAACCACAGCCAUAUACUUCCUGCCAUCCAUAAAGUGGAUAACGCUACUAAAAUCUUAAAGAAAGAGUCGGUGAAUGUAAACACAAGGCGCCGCGGCAGUGACAACACCAUCAACAACAACCCCAGCUCUGAUACUAAAGCCAGGAGCAGGAACAACAGCUCCGAUCACCUUGACAACGGGAAUGAAAACGAAGUUAACGACAACACGUCUCACCAUGUCACCAACAUGGCUUUCACUUCCACCCCUUUGAUCAUGCCGAGCAACAGCCUCCGAAUGCGUACCAACAGCGUAAGCAGCACGGGAAGUGUGGGUAGCCAGGCAAGUAGCAGUGGUAGCAUACCUAGCUCUGCUGGCUCCAUAUCCCCACUGUCCAGCUCUCCGGUCAGCGGGAACGUCUUCUUCAAAGGUAAAAAAGUUGAAACCUUUGACCCCAGUCAACCCGGGAUGUUCCGCCGUCGCCAGGACUUCUCUGCCUUUAAUGUGCUACCCAGGUACAAGAGGAACCCCUACAACAUCCACAUUGAGGACGUGCAGGAGGACGAAGACACUCGCAACUUUGUCCUCAGCAACCUGACCAACAAGCGGAUGACCGCCCUACGCUGUGUGCUGUGCAAGACCCAGCUCCCAGUGUUUGACCGUUUCCCCCUGGUGGACGGGACCAUGUUCCUGUCACCCCAGGCCUACGACCAGCACGUUGUUCAGGUCAUCUGGGAGGGGAGGAUACAGUUCCUCAAUGCUGUCUGCAUCGGUUGCCUGGAGGGGAGAUGUGAAGCUAAGUGUUCCUCCUGUAAAACCCCAUGGGAUGGAUCGUCGUUCGUCGUGGGAACAAUGUAUACCUAUGAUAUUUUUGCUGCCAUGCCGUGUUGCCAGAAAAGGCUAACAUGCAAGCACUGCCGCCGCGCUGUCAUAGAUGUGUCCAUUGGCCUAGACUUCUACAGCCAGUACAGCCGAAUGAUUAUAUGUCCUUAUUGUAAGGCGAAUGACUAUCACUUCAUCAGGUCCCUCGCUGAUACCUUCAGCGUUAAGGAUCCUAUAUGUGGCCAGUGCUAGGCAAGAACUUCCAUGAUCCCUAGUCUCAGCCUCGUCCUAACUCUAUCAUGUUGCAGCCAUUUCAUUGUAUUGUUGGUAACAUUUGAUUGCAUUUCAAACAUGUUCGCGUUACUCACAAACUUUUCUAGACAUUGGAUUUGCUUGCUCUUUUUAAAAACAAAACUGGUACCUUAAGAAGUGGACAUUAUUUUUAUAUACAUAUAUAUCUUGUGUAUUGCUUGUGUGGUUGCAGUUGUGUAAUAUUCAACUUGGAUUGGGUUGCCUCUGAGGAAUUCAUGGAUGCCUUAGAAUGAAGGAAGUAUAAAAUGUAAGAUAGUUUGAUAUAUCGUACCUUUUCUUGUCGUUAAAUUGAAUUUAUUGGAAAUAAUUAUAUACAUAAUUAUAUAUAGAACUACAUUUAUUUUCAUAAAUGUGCAUGUUUUAUUUUUCAAUCAUAUUUCCUAAUUGUAAAAAAAAGAAAAGGCUGUUCUGUUCAAAAGUAAACCUGCACUUGCUAGCCUGAUAAAUAUGUAUUGUAGCUACAGCGGUAUACCAUACUUUUUGUUUAUUAUGAGUUGGCUAGCCCUACCGCCUUUCCCCCGGCCAGUAGAUGCAAGCACAUUUUUAAAAAUUAUGCAAAUAAUCUGAGUAUUUUAAGUGCUUCUUAAAAACUUAAGUACUGUAUUAAUAAAAAUGGACCAUAGGCUAUCAGAUCUAUCAUAAAUUAAAACUAAA